GACAGCGGGGCCGCAGCGCCGCAUCUUUGUUCGGGCAACUCGCCCCUUUUGGAGGAGCCGCACGGGGGAAGUCUUUGUGCGCGCCCUUCCCCCCAGGCCAGGCGGGGGACAAUGUCUCAGCCCCGAGGCAAGAAGAGAAACCCUGGGCUGAAAAUUCCUAAAGAAGCAUUUGAGCAACCACAGACAAGCUCCACGCCACCCAGAGAUCUAGACUCCAAAGCCUGCAUCUCUAUUGGCGAGGAGAACUUUGAGGUGAAGGCCGAUGACCUGGAGCCCAUCUCCGAGCUGGGACGAGGUGCGUACGGGGUGGUGGAGAAGAUGCGGCACAUGCCCAGCGGGCAGAUCAUGGCAGUGAAGCGGAUCCGAGCCACGGUGAACAGCCAGGAGCAGAAGAGGUUGUUGAUGGACCUGGAUAUCUCCAUGAGGACGGUGGAUUGUCCCUUCACUGUCACCUUUUACGGGGCACUUUUCCGAGAGGGAGACGUGUGGAUUUGCAUGGAGCUGAUGGAUACCUCACUGGACAAAUUCUACAAACAUGUCAUUGACAAAGGCCUGACAAUUCCCGAGGACAUCCUGGGGAAAAUCGCCGUCUCUAUUGUAAAAGCACUAGAACAUCUCCACAGUAAGCUCUCCGUGAUCCACCGAGAUGUAAAGCCCUCUAACGUGUUGAUCAAUACGCAGGGGCAGGUGAAAAUGUGCGAUUUCGGCAUUAGCGGUUACCUCGUCGACUCGGUUGCUAAAACCAUGGAUGCAGGAUGCAAACCCUACAUGGCUCCUGAGAGAAUCAACCCGGAGCUGAACCAGAAGGGGUACAGCGUCAAAUCCGACAUCUGGAGCCUGGGCAUCACCAUGAUCGAGCUGGCCAUCCUGCGCUUUCCCUACGACUCCUGGGGGACGCCCUUCCAGCAGCUCAAGCAGGUGGUGGAGGAGCCGUCGCCGCAGCUCCCAGCGGAGAAGUUCUCAGCGGAGUUCGUCGAUUUUACCUCGCAAUGCUUGAAGAAGAAUUCCAAAGAACGGCCAACAUACCCAGAGCUUAUGCAACAUCCUUUCUUCACCCUGCACGAAUCCAAAGAGACAGACGUCGCCUCUUUUGUCAAGCUCAUCCUGGGAGACUGAGAACUGGACUUGUAAAUGAAUUGCCCUUCUGUGGACUGGUGGGUGCAGGGGAGGGGCGCGUGGCAGGACUUGUCAUGGAAGCACCAACAGAAAGUCGCCGUGUUUUUGUUUUGUUUUGUUUUUUUAUUCUGAGAAACCCCCACCUCGCCGAAGUUUUUUAAAGGGUUCUUUGGUAUCCAUAGUGACAUAGAACGAGCUGGUUAGUGAAAUGAAUUUUAAUAAGGUUGGUAACCUUAAAACAAAAACAAAACAACAAAAAAAAAAAGAAUUUAAAAGAGUGAUUUACAUAUUUAAUGACAGUCGAAGUCCCUCUUCCUAACUUGCUCCUCAUCCCCCUUCCCUUCCCCGUGAACCAGAAUUUGCUUUGUCAUGGUAAUAGGUGCUAUGGUAGUCAUGAAGUUGUAUGUAGAUUUAUAUUUUGUCCCUUCCAUUAUUUUAAUAUUUAUGUUAAGUGCUUGAUGGAAUAGAUUUCUGUUUUAUAUGAGGAUGAGUGCGUGGUGACGAUGAUGAUGCUAAAUGAGGCCACAGCAAGCAGCAGUCGUAGGGCUUCGCUGGGGGAAAAGGUGUCAGAGGAAAAGAGGAAGAAGAGGAGAAGUGUCUCUGUUGUGCAAAAUAUUUAAUGUGCAUCGUAAAAGGAAUUUAUAAGCAAGACUUGCAGCUGCUCGAGCUGCUCUCACAGAGUGUGAGGUAUAAGAAAGGGAGGUCCCGGGGCCCCUUCUCUGGACACCGCGCUCCGAGCCCAGCCUGGGGGGCACUGCCAGCCCCCAGCUGGGACAGCCCCUGCCCCAUGUCCCAGGGCCUCACAGUGGGCAGGUUAUGGGGUCUGGAGUGGGAAUCGCUGGGAUGGUGUCUGGGACAAAAGCCCCAGAGGGAAGGAGGUUGUCAGAUGAGUUGCACAAAGGUGAGGAGGGGGCUGCGUGGUCAGUGCCCGCCUGCCCGCGGGCCCAGCAGCGUUGCAGUGCCCGAGGCUCCCUUGGGCUGGGGAUGAGCUGCUUUGGGCCUAAAAGGGAGUUCCUCUCUCCUUCUCCAGAUGGGACAGGAUCACAGGAUGCAUGGCAUGACGCCUGUGAAAAAUGGGAUACUUUAGAGUUGGUUUCUAGGGCCCUUGGCACUGUGUGGGCAGCAAUCCCUCCGUGCUUGCCCACACUUUGGGAGUGCUGGUGCUCCCCAGGAGCCCGUGCUGGCACGUGGUUUGGGCUGUGUCCAGCUCUGGCUGGGAUGCUGAAGGCAGCAGGAGCACUGGGCUCUGGCAUGGGCUGCAGGUGUGUCCUGUGGGAGCUGCAGCCUGGAAACCAUGCAGGGACACCACAGCCCACCCCUACCAGGGCCUCGUUGCUGUUGGAGAAAAGCUGCCAACCAAGGGCAGGAGAACAGGGGCUGUCGGGGUGGGAAGGGAGACACAGAUCACUCAGCCUUUGGGUCACACAGUUACUGUCCAGAGAGGGGGGGACUGUGCACUGUGAGGUGUUGUGGGGCUGGAGCGAGGCUGCUCCAGCUUAACGCUGUUGGACUGAGCCACACCCGCCCAGCUGCCUCCCCUGGCCAGGAGGGCCUUGGCCUCCUUCUCCCAGCCCUGUGAAGGGCACUGCCUGUGCCUCCUGCCCCUCCACAUGCUUCCCAUCCCCAUCCAUCGCUUUGGCACAGCCUGUCAGAGUCAAACCCCAGCUAGAAACUAGCCUUGCUCUGCAGUAUUCGUUGUGCAGGAGGUGACUCAGCCUGAGGUCCAGCUCUUGCUCUCCUGGUUUAGCAGCUCCAGACUCCGCUGGUGCGGGCUGGGCUUCCGGAACAGUCUGAGCGUAUUUUGGGAAGCGGUCCCUUGGAAGGGCUGAUGGGGAGAGCAGAAUUUUAAGAGCAGGGGUUCCCCAACGGUGGCACCUCUGGUGCUGGGGACACGCCAACGCUUUGGAAGGCGCACACAGACACCGCCAGUGCCUGGGCUGCCACUGCCACCGGCACGGCCGUGGCUGGCACUGCCCACGGGGGUGGCUGUGAACCCGAAAACGGGGCAGCUCCGCACGGGAAGAGAUAGGAGAGCUUUGCUCACGGGGGUUUAUCAACCCUUGUGCCCCUCAGGGGGGGCUCUAAGAGGGCUUGCAGGGAUUGGGGUGCAGCUCACAGGUCGUGCAGACUUUGGGGGAGGAGGUUCCCCUCCCUCGGUCACGCCGAGCUCCACAUCCCGCUCCGUGCCGAGGGGAACCUUUCAGGUUGUGUUUUGUGGCGGGUGAAACACGAGGAUGUUUUACUUCACAGUGUAAUUUUAAGAGGCCUCGCAUGGCUCGUAAUCUGCCCUCUCAUAUUCCAUGGUGUGUCUGUGUGUGUGUUUUCUCUCUCUCACUUUCUCAGAGUCGCAGAGCUGUUUUGAUUGAUUGUCCUCAGCUGCAGCUAAAAGUCCAGCCAGCCAGUUUAUAGACGUGGUUCCAGCAUCAAUUCUCGCUUUGAAAAACAUGACAUUUAAAACCACCCUUUGGUUUUCCUACAUAUGGAUCUGAUGCUUUUGUUAAAGAUUGUUUUUGCCGCUUUUCUCCUGGAAUAUAAGUCUCAUUUGGACACCGCAUCUCCUUGACCUCAGAGCACCUUUAUUUCAGUGCCAUUGUAAUUGACAGGUUGAAUUUAUGAGAUACUGUCAAAGUUCAGUAUUAAUAGCAGAUAUUAAUGUCACCAGCGUUUUCCAAUAGAAAAUUAAUGUCAGUGUUGUCUGCAGCUAGUAACCCUCUAAAAGGAUUCCUACAUGCCUCCACACUGCAUGCUGAGUGCUUGCUUUUAUGCUUUUUGCUCUUACAGUGCUUGGGCCCUCUAAUCCCUUUGUUUUAAUGACAUUUCAAUAGGGCAGGCAACAAAUCACUUCCCUUCCCUGCUCAUUCUCCAUGACUUUGUUCCUUUAAAAGUCGUUUGCGUCAGCCCAGAGUAAGUGUGGAUCCGUGUGAGGAUGAAAACAGUGAUCUGAGGGAUCACCACUGUGGAGGGGAGAAUGCAGAGGCUGUUGGUCUGUCCAUGCAUCCCUCGUGGCAUGUGUGGACACAAAGCUUGGCCUGACCCAGGCAUUUCUUAGAGAGAAGCCUGAGCUGGUGGCCUUGGCUCAGGGAGGAGAGCCAGAGACUCCUGUGUGCUUAAAAGCUCUGCAAAAACACUGGGCUGCAGGAUGAAAGUCAGACUCUUCUCUCUUUGAGUUGAUUGUAACUUCUGUGGAGAUGAAAAGCCUUUGGUCACUGCCCAGAUCUUUGCUUGGCUGUAACACAAGCACAGCUUUGCCUUGGACAGAUAUGGUUGCUGGGACAUUAAGCCUGUCCCAAGCCCUGAACAGCCAAGGUGUUGAGGCUUAAAGCUGUUCUUCAGAAAGCUCUUUUGUGUUCACACAGCACAGGACUGUGGGCAGCCUGUUGGAGUGCCCUGAACUGGGAUUUUUAAAGACACGGGUCUCAUGCCAUAAACCUGAAAGAACCCAAACUCCACCAGGGAGCAGGGAGGGGAGCAAAGUUGCUGGAGCUCAGCACUGAGCUGUGACUUGGACCAGCCGUGGAUGGAUUCCAGCACAGGGAGCCUUUUGCAGGGCAGGGAGGGUCUCUCUGCUCUGCCACAGGUUAUUGGGCUGCAGGAAAUAGGCACAGCCCAUCCCUGGGUAUCCCUGGGCAUGAUAUUCAUCCUCUUCUUUCCCCCCCACCUUACAGCUCUUGAUGUUCCUGCAAUCUCCUGAAUGUUUGAGGCCUUGCCAUCGCUACAGCUCUGAAGUGUCACUGGCAGGAAAGCUGUUUUCUGGGUCUCCAAGAGCCCACUGGCCCCUUAAAUCUGAAAGAGGGCAUUUUCUGGUUACUGUUUUUAAACACCAGGUACAUGCUGCUGCAGUGGGUGCAAUGCCCGUCUCUUCUGGAGUUUUUUCCAGGUGUACAAACCCUUACACAGAUAUCUCUGUACUGUAUUUCUGUGUUUUCCCUGGCUUGUGUCAGGUUUACUGGUGAGGAAGGAGGCAGCUCUGACUUGUUGAAGAGGUGGAACACCAUUUCUGGAGGCAGGUGGCCUCCCCUGUGUGAUGGAGGAGGCAGUUGAUGGGUCACUACUCAGAAAAAGCUCUCAAGAAAGAUUUGCAGUUGAUCUCCCUGUCGAUCAGCACGUGCUGUCGGGUCAGUGCUGCUGCUCCUUGGUGGGAAGGGGCUGCCAGCCCCUUUGCCCAGGCAGGGAGCAGUGCCUGGUGCUGAGGGCAGACCCCAGCAUGCACAGCCUUAGCUGGGAUUUCUCCAUGCUUGCUACAAGCCAAGUGUGUACCUGCACAUUUCCCUUCUUCCCUGGACAUUCUGGAAGAGGAAAUCCCGCUCGGCCAACAGAGCAUUGCUUUAGUGGCUGGUCUGAUGUAGUUCAGACAAGGUUCCCACCAGCUCCCUUGUUUAAUAGACCUCUUUUUUUAUUAAAAACAACCCCCAAACUCCUCUCUCAGAAAAGCCAGCCAAGAUGCUCUUUUUUUUUUUUUUUUUCUCUCUUCCAUCUUGUUCCUCUUAGAGGAACUCUGGGAGCCCGUCUUGGUGCUUUCACUCUUCCACAUGCCAAAGAUUGCUACAUCCCUCUUAGUUACUCUCCUGCCAAACCAGAUCUUAUAGUCUUGCCUCAAAAAUCAUGCACUUCCCUGCUCCUUGGGGUUCCUUUUGUUGCUGUUGCUUUUGCAUUGAAUUUCCUCAUGUUUAUUGACAUGUCUAUUGUUGAGCUUCCUGGACACAUGCAGCUCUCUUUUUCGGAUACAGGGAAAGACAAAUAGUUGCCUUCACUGCUCUGCCCCUGCUGUUGGGGAAAUACUGUUAGUGAUAUGAUUCCUACAGAUGGGAUGGGUCUCAUUUAGAGCUCGGAGGGUGUAAACUGGCAUUGCUCCAUUGGCUUGGCUGGACUAAGGCCAGUUUUGUCCAGCUGAGAAUCUGUCCUUAAUGUCUAAACAGUUAUUACACACUAAUAAAGAUUAAUGAUUGUAAAUCCCCACGGAUUAUACAUAAAAUGGCAAGUUUUACUCAUUAAUCUUUAUUGCCAUGUUAUGGCUGUUUAUGUUAGAGGAGUCGCCUCUCUCUGCUCUGAACAUGCACUGAGGAGGUGGGGGGUGAGCAUGGGGGAGAUGGAGGGUGGACAGAGCAGACCAGAUGUCCACAUGUUUUACAGUCUGUGUCCUCCCUCCAGGUUCCUUGUUUCCUUGAAAGCCGUUAACCAGCAGCAAAGGAUGUAUCCCAGAGCUUUGUCUGCCUUGCUGGCCUCUGCCUGGGCUAUAAAAUCCAGAUUGUUUCUGGUGAGAAGGGAUCAGAUCUCCUAAUUAAUAUUUCAGCUCAGCCUUUACUGGAGCAGAUGGAGAAUAUGAAAUUUGACGUGUGCUCUGGCAGUGCUGGGAGAUUCUCUCUCCCGGACCGUGGCUGGAGGAGAUGCUUUCUGGGCAGUGACAGGUUGAAAGGACACUGCUCCUUCACAUAACCCCACACCAUGGAAACAGUGGAUUUUGUUAGUAAACAGGGCCAGAAAAAGCUCAUUGAAUCUCAGUUUUUAGGUGUUUGCAGAUGCAUAUAGACACAGCCAGGAGCUGGUGGUGCCAGUCUGGACACAAAGGCCCAUGUGCUGUAUAAAUGACAGGGAGUCUAAAAGAGUGCAGUAAAUUUAGUGAUGGAUUUAAUGGCAUAGGGACAAAAUGAGUCCUCUGAUAGGCAGCUGUGCCAAUUCACCCUGCCAGGGGAAAGUCAGGAGCAAAAAGAGAGGACAGGACACAGCCACAGAUUCCAUCGAGUGCACAGCCUGCUGAGAGCAGCCCUUCUCUCCCCAUGUACUCCUUCAGGCUCAGAUCUGGGGGCAGUGAGUUUGCUCACAAGUCCCAGGUUGUCACUUCAUCCCCAACUCCAGCAAGGGAAGUGAAACCUAAAACACAAAAAGAAACCCACAGGGAAAAAACCCACAAGUGAACCAAGACAUGUUGCUGCUGCGUGGCCUCGUGCGUCGCUGCUUCCCCUGCUGAGCUCCCACUUAAACCAUGGAAAAAGCACAGGAGAGGCCUCUGGAGCUGAGAGAGAAAUGGCUAAACAUUUUAAGGUGGUCUCUGACAAGCCUAAUGCUGGAAAUAUCUAAUUUCCAGGCCACCAGGACGAGUGAAUCCUUGAGGGGCCUGCGCAGCCGGCAGUGCCGUUCCAGCGGGAGCACUUGGGACUGCAGGAUGUUUAUGACGUGGCCUCCUUUAGUGCCCCCCUGGGUUGCUCAAAAGCCCUUUGCCUCCAUCCACACCUGACUCAGUCUCAGUCACCUUCAUGGCUUAUGUUUUACUGUCGGGGGUUUUACUGGCAGCCUCUUUUCUCGGCGGUUGGUCAGAGCGAAGGGAAGGGAAAGGAAAGGGGCCUCCAGCCAGCUCGGCUUUGGGAGAGGAAGGAGCUGCCUGUGCUCUCCAGUCCCUGCUUGAGGGGAAGCCACAAGCCAGGAACACGCUACCCCACAGGUAUCCAGCUGAAGCAAGAGCUUCUCCCUUCGUGUUUCGCUGCCAUUCCGUUAAAAAUCCCUGUGGGAAAGCGGAGCAGCCCCGGAGCUGCGGCAGCGUCGCUCCAGGGCGGCUCAUCCCUGCCAGCAGCCGGGAUGGGCUGCCUUUCCUUCCUCGAAAGGCUCUUGGUUUUCUCUAAAUGAUGGGGCAGGAGUCCAGCUGGGGCUGUGAGGUACCGCGAGGAUAAGCUGGGAAGAGCUUGGAAGCGCCUUAAAUGCUCUGGAAGUAGGGAUGGAAAUCUCAAAAGAUCAGACGCCUUUCGGCGAUUUCCAGAGCUACACGGCUUUAGCCAGACCUGAAAACCCUUCCUAGAAGUUUUAUUUCAGGGUAUUUUGAUCUGUUACUUUCGCUUUUGGGCUUAGCUAAAUCCAGGAAACUCGGAAUGGUGUAAUUCUUGAAUGAAGACUAAACACACCCCAAGCGUUAUUGAACCGAUCAGGAAAGUUUCUGUUUGGUUUAUCUUACAGGAAUAAUUCAGGCCAGCUCAGAUUCAGUCUGGUUUUACCCCAGAUAAUUAUUACUUUUGAGAAAAUAAGAGAGCAGACCAUGGUCUUUCCAAAAGGCUGUGACCCAUCAAACAGUGCCAGAAGGUGGAUGGAGAUAAGUGCUGCAGGGAGAGGGGGCCAAUGUCUGAGGGCUGGAAGGAGCAGCCUGGCUGCAGGAAUGUCCAUGGCCUCCAAAAACACACAGAGAGACAGCUUCCCCAGAGGUUGUGUGAUGGAGGUAUCGGGGUCUGCCACGUCUCGGGUUUUUUCCCUCUAGGAAAGAACAUUCAGCCAUCUCGGAGUGUCCUGGAACAAUAUCCAAAAGCCUUCAGUGUUUCUCAGCUCAGUCCUGUGGGGUUUUUUUUCAGGAUGGAUGCUGUGAAAAGCCAGGAAGGGCCAGGUGUCCUUGAUUUACGCAGCCAGAGUGGAGAGAUGUAGAUUAAGUGCCUCAUGAGAGCCAAAAAGGUGUGUUUGAAGAUGAAUUACAGUCUCUGUCGUAGCCGCUCAGCCAGGAUCAAAUUUUCCCAUGUACAGGUGCAGCUGCAGAGCUCUCCGUCCAUGUUUAGCCCAAAUUUAGUCAUGAGUCUUGCAUAUAAACACCCACAGCACGGACUGUGCCUUCUGGGGGGCUUCUGGCAGGUUGGGGUUCAAAACAGAGUAUCACCAAAACCAGGAUUUGACUCCAGAUAUUCCCUUUAUAAUCUGUGUGUAAAGUGAAUUUCCAGAGCUCGGCCACUGUGACUCGAGCAGUUUGUGCUUGGUGAGAGUUGUCCCUGGGCCAGGGGAAACAGUCACAACAUACCAGAUAGUUGGGAUUUUGCAUUUAUUUUUUAAUAGCAGUACAUCAAGGGGAAGCUGCUAAAUGUAGUUUCUUGUAAGCUGGAAAUGAGUUGCAGUAAAACUUGUAAAAACCCAAACCUCUAAAAACGUCCAAAAUUUUCAAUUUAAGGAAUUACAGUUUUAUUGGCAAAGAUCCAUGUUUAGCAUCAAUGUAUGGAAUUUCUAGAGUUUCUGUCUUGAGGUGUGAAAUCUGCUUUUUCUCGAGAUGGUGGGAAAUUUGUAACAAGGGUAUUUCUACAUAAUUUUGGCUAGAAAAAAAACCCAAAAUAUGAGCACAAUGGAAAAGCAACCACUGCCCAGUGGUCUCUGGUAUUGAAGAGGGCACAGGGAAAGCACCUGUGUGUUCUGAACAUGUUAGAAAGGAGAACACUUUCCAACCUGCUGUAAUGCAAGUCCUUAUUUGACUUUAUUUUUAGGAUUUUUUUUACAGUACCAUCAUUUGUUUUCUAACUGUGAAAGUCUCUGCUUUUCCUUACAUGUGGAAGGCUGAUUUUUCUUUCUCAUGUUCUUAGUAUUUAUUAUUUAUCCAUUUCUGGUACUAUCCAAGAGGUGCUGAAGGUGUCUCCCAGCCUGCCCUUGAGCCAUAUGGAAUCCCUGUAGUAUCUCCUAACAGCUGGGAUGGCAGUAAUGGCUAAUUAUUAUUUCAAAUUAUAUUUGUAGCAAUUUAGAUUUAUUUUUUUUUUUAGCGCCCUGGUUUGCUCUAGAAUUAGAGAUGGGGAUAAGGAGUCUUUUUAAAAAAAAUGUAUUUUAAACAUCUUGGAGGCUUCUGGAGAAACCUGCUCACUUUAGUUCUUAGUAGGAGAAGCACCAGUUGGGUGCACCAGUUGAGAGGGGAUUGACUCACACCAGGGUUCAGUUUAGCUGGUGAAAUGCUCUGUGUCACAUCACUAACCAAAAUCACACUGGAAUUCUGAGAAAACAAUCAUUUUCCACCUGAAAAUUAAAGUCUGGUUUGUGAAGUGCUUGGUUCAUCCAAGUCCCACACCAGGCUUUUCUCUGUCGAGUUUGCCUUCAGCCCUGGAGAGGGGGGCUCAGGUGGCCAGGAUUGCUUCGAGGCAGGGCUGGGAGUCACCCAGGCACCCUCUGGCCAAGUGUCAGCUCUGGGAUGGAGGACACAAAUCCUACAGAAAUGAUGGAGCAACUACUGAGCAGCUUCUUGCUCUGCAAGAGACGUCUAGGGGAAAUCCUGUGUGAGUGUGACCUGGCUGAGAGAAGCAGGACUGGGGGCUCAAAACCAUCACUUCUUGUUCUUUUUAUCCCCCUUCUCCCCUCUGAAAGGUGCUCUGCUGCUUCAGAAGCCUCCUCAGCCUUUCUGAUAAAGAAUAGUAGAAUCACAGAACCACAGAAUCGUUUAGGUUGGAAAAGACCUUUCAGAUCAUCGAGUCCGGCCACAAACUCAGCACUGCCAAGGCCACCACUAAACCAUGUCCCCAAGUGCCACAUCUACAUGUUUUUUAAAUCCCUCUGGGGACAGUGACUCAACCCCUUCCCUGGGCAGCCUGGACGCUGUGGUGCAUCUGUUUUCAGACAGCUUGCAUUGGUUUUCUGGUUUGUUUUUUCUUCCCCCUGUGUAUAAGAAACGUUGGGUAGCAGAAUGUGGAAUUCAUUAGAAGUUCAUAAAGCAGGGACCUCAGAAGGAUGUGGGUAUAAAUGCUUUUCAGGCAUCCGAGGUGAACUUUAAAUGGAGCUUUGGCCCUCAUUUGCUUUCUGCUUUUCAAAAACCAUUUAUGAGAAAGUGGAGCUGUCAAAGCCAUGCAUGAACUUUGCCUUCUUGCAAAUAACUUGUCUCAAAGUAAAUUGUCAAAAUGCACAAGAAACUUGUCUCAAAGUAAAUCCAGUAGCUCUACAAAGCUGGAAAAGUAUGUGCAUUAGAGAGAGAGUGUGUGUGUGUGUGUGCAUGUGGUGUGUGUAGGGGGGGUGCAGGGAGUAACUCCACCAUUUUGGAGGCUUAAAAAAAAAAACCAUAAUGCAAUUGCUUUUAAAAAAAAAGGCAACGUAAAAAUAUUUAUUUCUUGGCAGAAGUACAUCAGACCACAUCUCCCGUCCUUCUUUUAAUUGCCUCGUGUUUGUUUUUGUUGUCUUAAGUCUUUGCUGGCCCCGUUUCCUCUGCAGUGCUUGUCACUGCUCAGAGCCUGUCACCUCACACAACCCCUCUGGCAGCCAGGGAGCGCAGGGCACGGGGCCCUUCACAGCUCUGGGGCUCCUCAGGAGCAUCACUAGGGGUCACAUCGGUGGCAGGAACAGCAGAGGUGGUGUCAGAUGAGAAGGCAUCCAGUGCAUCAUGGGCGAUUUUCAGUUUUUAGCCUCGUGGAGGAAACUCCUUCCUUGUGAGACUCAAAACUGUCGUGUCCUAACGCAAACCCCGUCUCGGGGAGGGUGGGUUGGCGCAGAGAUAGCAAACUUGGAGAGUGUUAUUUAAAAGAAAUGAGGUGCUGACCUCUUUGUGAGAUGGCACACAGGGGGCUGUCAGUGCUGGGGAAGGUCUCCAGGGGCUUUGCCCAGGGUUUGGAGCAGGGCAGAGCCAGCACUGCCCCGUGCUGGGAUGGACCAUCACCCCGAGCUCCUGUCCCUGUCCUCAGCCAGGUGCAAUUUCAUCAGGCAGAUACUGCAAACUUCAGGGUCCUGCCUGUGCUCUAGAGUCCUUCAGUGGUCACCUGGCCUUCACCCCCACUCCAUCUGGCUCCAUCUCAAACCCUUCUCUUGACCUGUGUUGUCUUCAUCCAUCUCAGCUCUGUUCCUGAGGAUGAGCAGUAAUAGGAGACUGACAGUAGGACCACGUGUGUAAUGUUUGAUGGGCUUCUGCUUCAUGUUGUUGUUUCACUGAGAUGCUUUUAGGAUCCAUAUUGUACUGGAUUAAGGAUAUUGGAACAAUUGAACUGCUAUUCUUUAACCUUCACUGCCCCAGAUCCUUUCUCCCCACCUUCUUCACUUAAAAAGAAAUUAGAUUGGGAAAAUAUAUUUGACUUGGGAAAAAAAA
Molecule: messenger RNA, 11893 nt
Organism: Lepidothrix coronata (blue-crowned manakin)
Lineage: Eukaryota; Metazoa; Chordata; Aves; Passeriformes; Pipridae
Gene: MAP2K6
Product: mitogen-activated protein kinase kinase 6
Exons: 12
Coding region: 112-1116 (334 amino acids)
Biological process (GO): protein phosphorylation; MAPK cascade
Molecular function (GO): MAP kinase kinase activity; ATP binding
Source: RefSeq, a predicted model, not a curated record